AUGCCCGGCCUUGUGACCUAUCUACUGGGCACUCUCAGCGCGAUUUUAAUCGCCCGCCUGGUCCUCUCACUCGUUAAACGGCCCUCGCUGCCCCUACCGCCAGGACCGAGGCCUGCGCCCCUAAUCGGAAAUAUUAACCAGCUGCCCAAAACUCUCCAAUGGCUGGAGAUCUACCGCUGGAGCAAGAAGUAUGGCCCCGUUAUGCACCUCAGCAUGGGCGGGCAACCGCUCAUCGUCCUCUCCACCCACCAGGCCGCACACGAUCUCCUCAACCGUCGUAGCUCGCGCUACUCAGACCGCCCGCGCAUGGUAAUGGCAGGCGAGCUGGUGACUAAGGGCAUGCACAUGCUUAUCCGACCAUACAACGACCAGUACAAACUACACCAGAAGAUGGAGGCCCCGCUCCUAACCCUGCGCGCUGCGAGCAAGUAUCGCCCGCUACAGGAUCUCGAGUCACAACAACUGCUAUGGGACGUGCUAGGUGAGUGGGACAAGUUCGGUGAGAAGGGUGUAGACUUCCACCACCACUUCGAGCGCGCAAUGGCCAGCACCAUCUACUGUCUGAUCUACGGCUACCGGCUGAAAACGGGAUACGAGAAGGAGCUUAUGGAUGGGAAACGGGUGAUGGCAGAGUUUUCGAGAACGGGGAAGGUUGGGGAGUAUAUCGUCGACUCGUUCCCAUGGCUGAAUUACCUGCCCAAGUUUCUGGCACCGUGGAAGAAGGAGGGCGAGGAGCUAUUUGAGCUGGAGCGCCAGCUGCAUAUUGGAAACUUGAAGAAGGGGCUGAGUAACCGCAAGUGGAACUUUUCGAAAUAUAUGAAGGACUCGCCGGAGGCUGUCGGAAUGCCAGAGAUUGAGCUCGCGUUUGAUCUGGGGAUCCUUGCUGACGCUGGUUUGGAUACUUCGACUGUUGCGCUCGAUUGGUUUAUUGUUGCUUGGAUUACGUCGGGCUCGCGUGGAUGGGUGAAGAAGGCGCAGCAGCUGCUAGACGAGGUCGUCGGUAGGGACCGCCUACCUAGCUUUGAAGACCGUCCCAAGCUGGCCUAUAUCGACGCUAUUGCGAACGAGACCCUCCGCUGGCGCCCCGUCAGCGCCCAGGGCGUGCCACACUUCACCAAGACCGAGGAUGAGUACAUGGGCUACCACAUCCCCGCCAACUCAAUUGUCCUCCCUAACGCAUUCGCCAUCACCCGUGAUGAGACCAUCUUUGGUGAGGAUGUCGAUAACUUCAUCCCAGAGCGGUGGCUUGCGGAGGAUUCCGACAAGGAGCACAUCGACAUCUGCGGCCUUAACACAUCCGCCCUAAAGGACCUACCACAAACGGGCUUCGGGUUCGGGCGCAGAAUUUGUACGGGCCGUCUAAUCGCGCGCAACCAGCUGUUCAUCGAAAUGGCGCGCAUGCUUUGGUCGUUUGACGUCGAGGCUGGCGUUGUCGACGAGGCCACAGGCGCGAGAUACAAGGUCAAUGAUAUGGACUGCAGAGAUGGCUUUAUCACCCCGCCUAAGCUGUUUAGGUCUGUGAUGCGUCCGAGGGGGCGGUGGGUGCGUGAUGUGAUUCUGAAGGCGGGCACCACGCAUAACCUGGAUCACUCGACCAUUUUGGAGGCAGCAAAAUUUGAAAAGUCAUGA
Molecule: messenger RNA, 1629 nt
Organism: Penicillium robsamsonii
Lineage: Eukaryota; Fungi; Ascomycota; Eurotiomycetes; Eurotiales; Aspergillaceae
Product: cytochrome P450
Exons: 2
Coding region: 1-1629 (542 amino acids)
Molecular function (GO): oxidoreductase activity, acting on paired donors, with incorporation or reduction of molecular oxygen; heme binding; iron ion binding
Source: RefSeq, a predicted model, not a curated record